CGGUCGGAGGCAGAUGACUCAGUCAUCGGUGAGAUUUCGUCCGGUGUGGUAGAACUUUAAAUCCGCUCGGCUAAAUGUGAAGACGCAGCAGAAACUCGUGUGUGAUUCGAACCGUAGGGUUUUUCCCAAGUACGACAUUAAAUUUUCCCUUUUUCGGUGCUGAUAGCCUUUGGGUUUUUCAAUUACACCAACGCCAACGGUGCCUUUCUCCGCGACUAGACACACUCAGCCGGUGAUUGAUUCGUCUAGACGAUUUGAUUGACGGGUUGGAAAUUGUUCCGAGGACACACCCUUUCGGACCCAGUGACGACGUCCAACGUCGGCGAGCAACGCACUCGGGUUAAAGAAAUUCCAACGGUUCCAUCCCGCCGCGACGGUGUGAAAAGUGCAUGUGCUCGCGAAGACUGAAAGAAGAAAAAAAAAAUCGGAAAAAUAGAUUACACUGAAAUGAUGGAAACGAAACUAGUUCUGCUGCUACUGCUGCUACCCUUCCUGCUAAUGGAUUGCGUGGCCGAUGGGGCGGAUUUCCAAAGUGAAAGCUGCUCGGACUCGGAAGCGCUCGUCUUCUACCGGAUCCGGCUGGUGACCAACUGGAGCAAGAAGCUGUUUCCGAAACAAUACCCGGAGUUCCGACCGCCGCCGCAGUGGAGCGUCACCUACGGCCAAUCCCACAACGACUCGUUCCAUUUGUUCCGAAUGAACGAAUAUGCGUCGCCGGCGGUUCAAGCUUUCGCCGAAUCUGCCCAUGCGCACACCUUGCAGGAGGAGUUGGCCCGUCAAAAUGCCAUUAUCUACGAUGAGUUCCAUUUGCCGAAAAUUACCAAAGGUGCUGGCUCUACCCAGGGAACAUUCUUCGUUGAUGGCCGCCAUCACAAGAUUUCCUUCAUCACCAAGAUCGUCCCCUCACCGGAUUGGUUUGUCGGACUGGACUCGUACAAUCUCUGCUCGGAUGGGAAUUGGCUUGACGACGUGACCGUCGAUUUGCACCCUCUGGAUGCUGGAACCAGCAAUGGAUUGACCUUCACUUCACCCAAAUGGCCAACGAAUCCAUCCGGUGUGAUCGAGAAGAUCACAGCCCGGUAUCCGAAACACUUUGCCAGUAGCUUCUUCUAUCCGGAAAUCAAACACCUCCCAGUCAUUGCGCAAGUUUCAUUCACAAAGGUUCAUGAGUACCACGGAUCCAACAAUGUACAGAAGAAGAUGAAGAAACUGAAGAACAAACAACGCAAGAGGUUGCUGAAGAAGUUGGCUUUGUUCAACAGGAAGCAAGAAAACGAAACCGUCAAACAGAUCAACGAUUGCGAGGUUAGCAAGUGGUCCGAGUGGAGCGCCUGUAGCCAGCUGUGUGGAUUGGGUAAGAGGACCCGCACUCGGGUCAUAGUGAAGCACUCGAAGGAUCAAGGUCAGGAGUGUCCCCACCUGAUGGAAACGCAGUGGUGUGGCUCGGCGAGGGAGUGCACUGAUAAUGAUAGCUAUUUUCGGUGGUAG
This is a messenger RNA of Ochlerotatus camptorhynchus, 1488 nucleotides long. RefSeq names its product spondin-2-like. Gene Ontology annotation, cellular component: plasma membrane. Lineage: Eukaryota; Metazoa; Arthropoda; Insecta; Diptera; Culicidae. The transcript has 4 exons. The record is from RefSeq and is a predicted model, not a curated record. Gene Ontology annotation, biological process: actin cytoskeleton organization. Bases 448 to 1488 code for a protein of 346 amino acids.